UACUUUUGAGUCCGACGAACGGAAUUUGGUUUCUCAGCUCCAACUCCAAAGCGUUUUCUCUUUCCUCCGCCAAAUCUUCCGUUUGCUAUCGGAAUUCCAACAAUUCCCGGCUCUCUUCUUCUUCACAACAGUUGCAUUUUCAAUUUUCUUUUGCAAUUUGCAGUAUCUUUUAAACAAAGAACCCAAAUUCGCCUUGAUCAAGAUCUCCAUCGCUCCUUCCCCUGUCGAAUGAACUCUCGAUCGGAUUGGAAAACCUUCAUCAAUUGCCCCCUGUCAAGCAACAACUUCUCUCAAGCCUUAUUGGACCUUCAAUUCUGAGAUGGAUUGGGUUUAGGGUACAGAAUGAUUACUGGGUAUCUGAAUUCAGGGCUCUGAUUGUUCAGCCAUGUGGUUUUCCUUCUGGAGAUCCAGGGAUCGAUUCUCGUUGGAAGAACUCAGGUAUUUAACUGAUCAGCUGCUGAAGAUUCAAAUAGUCAAUGAGGUUAACAAGGAUUUUGUUAUUGAGGUGCUGCGAUCAAUAGCAGAGUUGAUAACUUAUGGUGACCAGCAUGAUGCAUCCUUUUUUGAGUUUUUCAUGGAGAAACAAGUCAUGGGAGAAUUUGUACGUAUUUUGGAGAUGAGCAAGACUGCAGCUGUUUCGCUUCAGUUGUUGCAGACAAUGAACAUUAUAAUUCAGAACCUCAAAAGUGAACAUGCUAUAUAUUACCUAUUCAGUACUGAACAUAUGAACAAGCUAAUAACAUAUGCAUUUGAUUUCCGGAAUGAUGAGUUGUUGUCUUACUAUAUGUCCUUCUUAAGAGCAAUUAGUGGAAAGCUGAACAAGAACACGAUCUCCCUUCUUGUGAAAACUCAAAAUGAUAAAGUAGUAUCUUUUCCAAUGUAUGUAGAGGCUAUACGGUUUGCUUUUCAUGAAGAAAAUACGAUCCGCACAGCAGUUCGGACCUUGACACUUAAUGUAUAUCAUGUUGGUGAUGAUUGUGUCAACAGAUUCAUCACCAGCCUCCCUCAUGCAGAAUAUUUCUCAAAUUUAGUGACAUUUUUUAGGAAGCAGUGCAUUAACUUGAAUGAGUUGGUCUUUAAGACAAUGAGAAGCACUGAGCUCUCAACCUCUACAAUUCUUGCUGCUGUAGAUGAAAUUGAAGACAACCUUUACUAUAUUAGUGAUGUUAUUUCUGCAGGGAUUCCUGACGUGGGAAGGUUAAUAACUGAUAACAUUUUGCGGCACUUGAUCUUUCCUUUGCUUCUUCCGUCUUUGAGGAUAGAGGCUGUUAAUGGGGUACAAAUUGGAGCUGUCACUUCUCUGUAUUUACUUUGUUGCAUUUUGCGCAUAGUUAAAAUAAAAGAUUUGGCAAACACCAUCUCUGCUGCCUUUUUCUGUCCAUUGGAUGCCUUCUCCCCACACUGUGAAGAUAGAGUUAAUGGAAAUAUGGCUCAGUUAUGUUGCAUAAAUAGAAGCCAGUUAUCAGAAGGUGAUAGCAUUGUGAGGCAGCCGUUGGAUGCUGAAUCUUUAAGAAAUGAAGUAUUGGAUUCAUCUCCUCCUAAAACUGAGCUAGAAGAUGGGAUGAUGAAGAAUGAUUGUCCAGGCUCACACUUGGAAUUAAGGGAAUCGUUGCUUUCUCAUAUUACAAUUGGAGAUAAUUUACAAGUCUUGGGUGCCUUGAACGUUCUGGCUACACUAUUGCAGACUAAAGAACUGGAUGAGUCAAUGCUGGAUGCUCUUGGAAUCCUUCCUCAAAGAAAACAACAUAAGAAAUUGUUAUUGGAAGCCUUGGUUGGUGAGGAUUCCGGCGAAGAGCAACUCUUUUCUUCAGAAAAUACCUCAGUGAAAGGUGGCAUUGAUAUUGAACUUGAUGGUUACCUACAUAAGCUUAAGGAUUACGGCAUUUCAUAUUUUCUUAAAGGAUGUGCAAGCCCUCGUGUCCAUAGGUUUCAGGUGCUAAAUGCAUUGGUCAGUCUCUUUUGUCGCUCAAAUAUAUCUGCAGAAAUAUUGUGGGAUGGGGGGUGGCUUUUGCGGCAGUUGUUACCUUACAGUGAGGCAGAGUUUAACAGCCAUCAUCUAAAAUUGCUUAAAGAUUCAUAUAAAAACUGUGUCAUUGAGCUCCUGCAGGAAACUAGAGGGACUUGGCCUGAUCUCCUCCUAACAGUUCUUUCUGACGAGUGGAAAAAGUGCAAAAGAGCAAUUGAAGCCCCAUCACCAAGGAGAGAACCAAAGUGCAUGCUCUUGCACUCUGCAAAAGCUUCUGUAGAAGAUGCUGUUCCACCUGAAUCGUCAUUUGCUGCUGGUCAAAGAAUGUCCGAGUUGGUAAAGGUAUUUGUUCUUCUACACCAACUUCAAUCAUUUUCCCUAGGCAAGGCUUUGUUGGAGCAGCCUGCCAUUGUUCCUCCUUCCGAAAUUUCUGAAACUUCCCGCGCAAAGGUUGCUGGACUAGAUGCUUCAGGACCUAAACCGGGUGUUGAAUUGAGACUUGAUGGUGCUGUGUCUUGUAGAAUUGCAUUUGAGAGGGGCAAAGAGCGCCAUUUUUACUUUCUUGGAGCUUCUAUGGGGACCUCCGGAUGGAUAAUUCUUGCUGAAGAACUGCCAUCAAAAUUUCGUUGUGGAAUUAUUCGAGUUGCUGCACCUCUGGCUGGAUCAAAUCCUAGAAUUGAUGAAAAGCAUUCAAGGUGGCUGCAUUUGAGGAUUCGCCCUUCAACUUUACCCUUUCUCGAUCCUGCUAAAUUCGGUACGUCAAUAAAGCUUAAGAACAAACCUUUUGUGGAUGGGAGAUGGAUCCUAGCAUUCCAGGAUGAGGAUACCUGCAAAUCUGCUCUAUCUAUGAUUCUGGAGGAGAUUAAUCUGCAAAGCAAAGAGGUAGAGAGAAGACUGAAGCCAUUGGUCGAUCUCGAAAGAGCGGUAGAUUCUUCACACCUGUCUUUUUGUUCUACUAAGAGUAAGACAUCGAUUCCUAAUACAACUCCUAAUCUAUUGUGAGUCUUUAUGCAUUAAUUUUCAUAUAUGCUUGUUUCCCCUCAAUAAUAGAUUUACUAAAUUAAGGGUGAUGUAUUAUUUAUGUAACCACCCUUUUUGUAUAUGUUCACAGCCCCUACCUCAGAAAUGCCAAGAAAAGAAGAAUAGUUUUAGCAUAUGAGAGUUUGUAUCAUUCUUUGUAUAGUAUUUCUUCUUAUUUGUUCAUUUAUCCAGGUUUUGCUCCUUCAUUCUUUUGUUGAUUUAACCAAAAAUGGCUUCUUCUUCUUCUUCUUCUUCUUCUUCUCUCUCUAUGUAAGAAAUGAAUAUCAGUGUAUAAUUUAAUUGAAUUCUAGAAGAUUUGAUGUAGUCAUGAAAUUCAAUUACCUGUUUCAUAA
This is a messenger RNA of Momordica charantia (bitter melon), 3339 nucleotides long. RefSeq names its product CLEC16A-like protein. The record is from RefSeq and is a predicted model, not a curated record. Lineage: Eukaryota; Viridiplantae; Streptophyta; Magnoliopsida; Cucurbitales; Cucurbitaceae. Gene Ontology annotation, cellular component: Golgi apparatus; late endosome. Gene Ontology annotation, biological process: regulation of autophagosome maturation; endosomal transport; vacuolar transport.